ACCUGCUGAACGGAUUGUAUUAGUUUUGCAGCUUUUGGGGGAAUUUAAGUGCGCCUUCAAGUGCGUUCAGGAAUGUGAUGUUAAUUAAAGUGAAGUGAAUUCCUUAAAUAAAGUUGAUUGGUUUAGUUUGGUCACAGCUGUAAAGUUUUGCCCUCAAACCCCACCGGCAGCUCCCGUGUCGGACCAGACACACCCGCGCUGUGUGUGUGUGUGUGUGUGUGUGUGUGUGUGUGUGUGUGUGUGUGUGUGACGAAGCGGCGGACAAACGGAGGAGUUGUUGUGGGGGAGCAGGAGGAGGCGAGGUGGACAUGGUCCACCGUCGGCGCGUCUCUCUGCGUCUCACUUGUUCGUGCAAAACUCCGGCAGGUUCGCCCUCUGUGGUACUAGGUGCCGGACUCGGGUCGGGAGUUGGGAUUCUCGCUGUUGGAUCUACAGGAUGCAUCAUCACUUGAACUCGCACAAUGUCCAAGCUGAAGAAGAGCGGAUCUGCCUGACAAGUUCGCCUCACAUUUUCUUCUAAGAAACCCGUCUUUUUUAAGCCGACAUACGAAAUCCCCUGCAGCGCAAUGAUUUUAACAACUUUUGUCUUUAUAUUGACCUUCCCGGACUCCACGCUCACCUUGCGGGGUGACAGCAGCCCGACCUCCCGGGCCGUCCGCCUGGACUGCGUAAAAGCCAGUGAACAAUGUCUGAAGGAGUACAGCUGCAGCACCAAGUACCGGACGAUGAGGCAGUGCGUGGCGGGAAGGGAGAGCAACUUCAGCGCGGUCACCGGUCUGGAGGCGCAGGGCGAGUGUCGCAGUGCCAUAGAAGCCAUGAAGCAGAGCCCCCUGUACAACUGCAGGUGUAGAAGAGGCAUGAAGAAGGAGAAGAACUGCCUCCGGAUCUUUUGGAGCAUAUUUCAGAGUUUACAGGGUAAUGACUUGCUGGAAUACUCUCCGUAUGAACCAGUCAAUAGCCAGCUCUCCGAUAUCUUCCGCCUCGCCCCCAUCAUAGCUGGUGAGCCUGCGUCCACAAAGGAGAACAACUGUCUGAAUGCUGCCAAGGCAUGUAACCUGAAUGACACAUGUAAGAAAUACCGCUCAGCUUACAUCAACCCCUGUACUAGCAGGGUGUCUGCCUCUGAGGUCUGCAACAAGCGCAAAUGCCACAAGGCCUUACGUCAGUUCUUUGACAAGGUUCCAACUAAAUACAGCUAUGGGAUGCUGUUUUGCUCCUGUCCAGCGGGGGAUCAGACAGCGUGUGCAGAACGCAGACGACAAACAAUUGUACCCGCCUGCUCCUACGAGGAUAAAGACACACCUAACUGUCUGUCUCUUCAGAACGCAUGCAAGACCAACUACAUCUGCAGGUCAAGGUUGGCAGACUUCAUCAGCAACUGUCAGCCUGAAGCCCGCUCCAUAUCUGGCUGUCUGAGGGAGAACUAUGCUGACUGUCUGCUGUCUUACUCGGGUCUCAUUGGUACGGUCAUGACACCCAAUUAUGUGCGAUCACUUGGUAUUAGCCUGUCACCAUGGUGUGACUGCAGCAGCAGCGGGAACAGCAAACCAGACUGUGAAAGAUUUGCUGAGUUUUUCACCAACAAUCGAUGCCUACGUAAUGCCAUCCAGGCAUUUGGAAAUGGCACAGAUGUUGGAGUCUGGCAACCCCAACCCCCUAUUCAGCCUACUGUACUCGAGCCUAGCAUCACUCGAAGGGGUAAAGACCGAACCAGCAAUGCGCUUGACGCACUGACAGACAUGACCAAACUGGAUCUUGAUGGCGACUCUUUAUAUCACAUCUGCGGGACUUUACAGGCCCAAAAACUGGUGUCAAAUCAAACAAUAGACACUGCUCUGUGUGUGAACCAUCAACUGGAUGAGUCCAAUGGCUCAAAUGCAAUUGCUAGAAGCUGGGCAGCUGCACUCGCCCGGCGACACCCCUCCAGCAUGCUCCUCACCCUAGCCUUUGCUUUAACACCAGUGGUAUCGCCGCUUGAUGAUUUCCAGCUUUUGUAGGAUCAACACUCAAACGUGAUUCAGCUCAUUUUACUUUAGACACCUGAAUUUGUCUUGGAAUGGCACAGUGACAACACUGAAAUGGGGACAACGGCGGAUUUUAUCUGCUUGCACGUGGACUGGUGCUUUGUUGAAAACACACCUGUUGAGACUAUCGCUCUGAUACCAGCUCGUCUGGCUUCCAUGCCUCACUGGGGGGGGGGAUUUGGUGACUUCGGUGACUCAGAUUCACAUUUGGGAACACUCGUGUCUUGGAGUUAAACCCCGCGUUCUGAUAAAUUCACUCUGUUGGAAUGUGUGCAACCAGUGCACAUAUGACUGAACGGGCUACCGAUGUGCUGAGCAGCGAAGUGAGGGUAAAGAUCUUUGUCUCUUUAACUGUGUUUUGAUUUUUUUUUGUCCUCCCAAUAAACUUGCUUUAGCUCAACAAAGAGGAAAACCUAAGUGUCGAUCUUAAAGUGUCGUCUACGUUAUGUCAGACACACUGUACGAAAUAUGUUUCAUAACUCAUUUAAACACGUUUUGUCAGAGUGUCCUCAAAGGACAAAGAGAGAUCAGCCAUAAGAAAGUAAGAAUCUUCUCUUCUACAUAUUCAGUACUUAGGUAUAGAUCAGUUUUGUAGAUUUGAUUGUUAUGGUGGUUUGUGGUUUUAUCACAUCGCCUCUAAAAGAACAUUUUGUACAUAAGAUACAUAAUGUGUACACUCUAUUACAGUAUGCUGCUGUUAGCUCGUAACAUAUUGUCUGUAAUGUUUUUGGAAGUCUUUGUCAGUAACUGAGGACUGAGGCCUCUCAGCUUUAUCCGGUGUAGCUAUGAUUUCUAAAAUGUGAUGGGGUACGGUUCUUUACUCAUGUGGUUACAGAUAUGACUUUGUGUGAUUAUAUUUUCAUGGCGAAGUGAAUAAUGUCAUCUCAAACAGUAUUUUUCUUGAGGAUUAUCAAACUAUCUGUAACAACAACAAGAACAUGAAGUAUUAAAAGUGUCUUAUGGCUAAAACAAAGUAAAGUUAUUAAUCUGUUCUACUGAAAGUGAGUAUGUUUUGAUGGCUGGCCCUGUUUGGUUUUAUUUUUUUUUUUUUAAUUGCUGUUUCUUGGUA
This is a messenger RNA of Scatophagus argus, 3093 nucleotides long. It is a transcript of the gene gfra1b, whose product is annotated as gdnf family receptor alpha 1b. The record is from RefSeq and is a predicted model, not a curated record. Gene Ontology annotation, biological process: nervous system development. Gene Ontology annotation, molecular function: signaling receptor activity. The transcript has 10 exons. Gene Ontology annotation, cellular component: external side of plasma membrane; signaling receptor complex. NCBI's taxonomy places the organism in Eukaryota, Metazoa, Chordata, Actinopteri, Scatophagidae. The coding region runs from base 567 to 1997 and encodes 476 amino acids.